UGUUGCUGACAGAUUAUUCUUUUUUUUAAAUUUUUUUUUUUACACGUAGUCGGACUUUAUGCGUUAUUGCAAUGUUUUUAGAUGCGAUCCCAACUAAUUCACUGCCUUCUGUCAGGACUUGCUUUCAGUCAAUCCAAGGACUCCGUACUUUCCAGAAGCUCCAGAGCUGUUUCCAUUAAGAGGACAAACGCGGGCGCCGUGGAGAGUGAGGUUGAAAAAACCACCGGGGACAUGACGGAGGAAAAUCAGUCACUCCCUGCUGAAGACAGGGCGACAAAUUCCCGUGCAAGAAGUAGGACUGUGCUGGAUCCCGACCACCAAGAACAGGCAACGGCCAGAGCGGGUCAACUAACGGAAGGCAGUGGGAUGUCCGUUUACUACAAUGUCUUGAACACACUAUAUGCCGUUUACCGACCACUUCUGACAAGGAGAUUUAUGGAUGAACUUCCUAAGGCAGUUGUUUGUAUUCUGACUGGAAAAGUCGACUGUGGGCUGGAAGCGGAGAUUACAAAGAGCAUAUCCACUCAAAUAGACAAGCCUUUGCGGUCUCUCAUCACGUCUAUGAAAUCAAUGACAUGCCAGAAUCUGGCAGCCAACAGCAGGAGUUCUCAGGCUACAAACUUUUUAAAUUUCUGGCUGGAUGAAUCCACGCUGGCGCAAAUAGCAUCCAUUCAGGACUUGUUGCUGUCCACUCUGAUCCACCUGCCUCAGUCCUACUCCGAGUAUCUUGUGACUGCUUGGCGUGUCUUCAGCGAUGCAACUUUACCGCCUGUGGUGAAAUACAUUUCUGAUUUCGUGGUGACAAUUCUGAAAACACCUAUUGAUUACUUGAGAAUUGGAUUACAAUUCGGUAUCGAAAUCCCUGUUUUAAAUCAAAGUGAGCAAUGUCAACAAGGUGGUCUAAAGCAGCUGAUUAUGUGGGGCAUGACUCACAAUGUGAGUUGGUCAUUUGGGAGUGCAAUGCUGGACGUUUUCCUGGCCCCUGAGCCCCCACCAUGUAGCUACUUGAACCCAGACUGCCAAACUAUCCAGUAUGCCCGCUCCCUGGUACAAGCCGACGAUGGGUCCCCACCCCUGCUGAGCUGUGAGCACCGCCCCCUCGCUAGCCUCAACAACACACUCUGCGCUAACGUGCUCCGCUCUGGCCCUGGGGACUCGCCCAUGCUCUACUCCCUCUGCCAGGCCCUGAGCUCUCUCACCCCCUCUCAGCUGCAACUGGUGUGGACAAACGGGUGUGGAACCGUCGGCUCCAUCUUGGCGCCCCUCCUGGACAGUUCUAGCUGCGAUGGGAGCCCCCACCCGGCAUCACGGGUCUCCAGGUCCACCCUCAGCCUCAGGGAUCUCAUGUGCAUCUACUCCAACUGGACUGGGGUGGUCCAGCCUGACCCAACUUCGGUGGCCUUCUGUGCUGACAACGACCGGGACAGUUUCCUCCUGGCAGUGUGUGGCAACAUCGAGCUGAUUCACCUGCUGGCCAUCGACCCUGCAAACAGCUGGUUGUGGGGGUUCUGCGCCAACUUCUCAGGGGACCACAUGGCGACACAGCAGUGCUCCUAUGAGACCUGGUGGGUACAGAUGGUGGAUGCCUCUGUCCUGUCACUCUGCUGGGAGCAGGACAGGGAGAGGAUGGAGUACCUUCUCUGUAACGACCUUAAUUUCUUCAUGCUCAUGCUGAAUGACCCGCAGAACUCUUGGCUCUUGCCAAACUGCACCGGCCUUGAACCUCCCACAGAGGUGAACAUGAAUGCCCACAUCGGUGACCUCUGCGUCUACUCAGAGUGGCACAACCCCGCGUUCAUCGCUUCAGAAGUGCUGACGGUGUGCGUCCAGUACGACGAGCAUGGAUUCUUGCGGCAAGUUUGUGCAAAUUCGACAUUCCUUAACGCCUUGCUGCUGAACCAGAUGAACGAUUGGGUGGGAGACUACUGCACCCUCUCCCUGAGCACCCCACCCACUGACCCACCCUCUUCCUUUAGCAUACCCAAUUGGUGUAACUAUCACCAGUGGCCAGGGCAGGUAGUGGACCCUUCCGUGGUUGGGUUCUGCUGGCAGUAUGAUCAAGUUGCCUUCCACAGGAACGUGUGCUGCAACAUGCCGCUGUUCGAGAAGCUCACCCUGGACUCGCAGAACGAGUGGCUGAUGGUGGUGUGUGGCGACAGGGAGACGCUGGACAGGCUGCCCGAGGUGUGUCGCUACGGCGACUGGAGCCGCCCCACCAUCGUGGACAUGACCGACCUGGCAUUCUGCGCUGAGCUGGACCCCAAGAAUUUCACUCUUCUGGUGUGCGCCAAUGAGACAGUGCUCCAGAACCUUCUGGCAAACCUGGACAACACCUGGCUGCUGCAGUACUGCUCCAAUCACUCUGUCCCAGGGGGUAGUGGGGGCGGAGGCGGGGGCAAUGGAGCUGGAGGUGGCGGUGAUGGAGGCGGGGGUCUGAUUGGGUUUAAGCCAGCAGAUCAGUGCCAGUACAGUAGCUGGGCGGUGGCGCUCCCGGGUGCCUCCCUCCUGGCGCUCUGCUGGGACUAUGACCAGGCCAACUUUGUGUCCAGAAUCUGCUCUGACUCCACCCUCCUGGCCCUGCUAACUCGGGAGCCCUCCAGCACAUGGGUGGGCACGCUUUGCAACAUGUAUACCAACGUCACCACCCCCAAAGUGAACACGACAGGUAACGACAGCACCAGUGGUAACGGCAACGGCGGGAACAGCGCUGGCGGCGACGGCGGGAAUGGCGACGCCCACAAUAACAGCACAGACCCUCUCCCCUGCCCGGCCCGGGACCUUGUCCGGCGGCUGAACUGGACGUGCAGCACGGACCUGAGCGCGGCCUGCCGCCCGGGGGCCAGCCGUCUGGUUGGCCUGCAGCUGCUGAUGCGCUGUGGCGCGGAGGCGCUGAGGCCCCGGGUGGGCGGCCUGCUGUCUGACCAGAUGGCCUCCGUGGUGGACCAGGCGGCCAACGUGGCGGUGGUGCUGCUCGUGGCCCUGGAAGAGAGCCGCAUGACCUCGCUGCGCAUCACCGAGAACAUCCGCCUGAGCAUCCUGGACUCCGUCAUGCUGUACCUGGAGCAGGAGGCCAACUUCGCCAACAAGAGGGUGCUGCUGCAGUGCUUCGGGAAAGUGCUGACCAGCCUGACGCAGACGGGGAGAGAUGUGACCAGUGACAGCUUCUUCCUUAUCAAGGAGUACUUCCGGAUCCCCCUUGCCAAUCUGAGGGCAGUCCUGAGUGCAGUGGACAUCACCACCAUCAGACAGAUCAUGCAGUACUACAGCAGGAAUCUAGAGACUCUACAGCUUACGGAAGAAUACCGGCGCACCAUGGUGUCUGUGCUCUUUGGGACCCAUCUGUCCAGGGAUGGGACCCUUUUCCCUCUCCUGGCCCCUCUGUUGGCCCUGCUCCCACCUAACGACAUCCUGUCCCUGCCCAACCUGCAGAGCUCUGCUAUUGCAUUAAGCACCAUUGACUCCAGCAUCGUCCAGCUCUCCCCCGAGCAGCGGCAAGCCUUUGGGAAGUGGUUCGGCAGAUCCAUCGGUGCCCAGAACGUGACUGCAGCGGGCCCUUCCUUCAUCAGGGACACUGGGAACCUGAUAGCCUACCUGCCGUUUCGCAGCUUCCAGCACCUCUCACCUGCUCAGUUGCUGGAUGGACUGGAUGUCCUGCUGAGAAACAAGCUGAGCCCUACUCAGGGGCAGUUUGUGGCCCAGACCUUAGUGGGGACUUACAGGAAUCUAACAGCAGACUUCUUUACGCGUUUGGGAAACUUGACGUGUCUGGCUAAGCCCAAGGACCUGCUAGCCCACGUAGACACGAGUACAUUGGCAGCCAUCCAGGCAAAUGUUCAGAAGUGUGUCCAUCAGGGGAUGAAAGUCCCCAGUGAAAUGAUCUCCGGCUUAUUCCUUAAUGUGACAGAGCUGCAGAGCCCCUCCUCCCUCUCCUCUGAACGCAUUUCCCAGCUGGGUGACUUCUUGCCCUUUUUGGGAGCGGACUUCCUGGGGCGGCUCUCCCCAGCACAGCUCCGCCCCGCACUGCCCGCCCUGGCGACGGUGCCCUUCACCCCGAACCAGGCCCAGGCAAUCGUAGAAAAGGUGUUGCCAAACAGCAAUUUGGCGCUGCCGGGGCAGCUGCUGCAGCUGGGGACCCUGGUGAGCGGGGUGAAGGUGGAGACCCUGUGGACGCUGACCUCCGACACCCUGCUCGCCGCCCUGCCCAACAUGGCCCUGCAUUCCCCGGGCCUGAGCCCUCCGCAGGCCAACGCCAUCACCACCAAGCUAUGGGGCUCGGAGGAGGUGACUAAGUGGCUGGACGAGGUGGAGCCGCUGCUCCCCAGCACCCCCCUGCGGAGCGUGCAGCUCCGAGCCCCCCGCCUGCUGACCAACACCACCUCAGUGCGCACGCGCGCCUGGAACACGCAGCAGGCCAAAGCGCUUUUUAAAGAAGCAGUGAAGAACAAGCCAGAACUUUCAAUGGAAGAAUUUCUGGCUCUGGGGACGAUGGCUCAGGGAGCAAACUGUAAGACACUGCGAUGGAUCUUCCUCUCCCAGCCAUCUUUGUUGCUGCGAGAUGUCCUGGCCUUCCUACAAAAGCAGCCUGUCCUCCUCCACACCUCUCUGAAAAAGUGUGUCAUUGAGGAGCUGUACCAGUUUGACUUCUUCUCGCAGUUACUGGGGUAUCUGGGCUCGCAGUUCGCCCUCGAGCUCUCGGUGAGCACCAUCCAAAAGUUUCCAGUCGACAUGAUGGACACCUUCAGGAAGAUGAUUGUGCAGGAUCCGCUGCACUUCCUGCGAAUCCCCCAGAUCAAACAGGCUCUCCUCGUGGACAAGAUUGUGCAGAGGCUGAACAUGUACAUGGGCGGGUACUCUGAGGAGGAGUUCCGCUCGCUGGGCGUCAUGGCGACCUUUGUGGUGGACGAGGUGUUUGUCCACGUGGACAGGACCUUCUUCAUGGAGAACCUGGACUUCCUCAGAGGCUUCUGUUACAGCAGCAGCAAGAGGGACCUAGUGGCUCAGAUCCUUCAGGAGCCUGGCAUGUUUGGCCCAGUGGAGCGCUGGACGUCUGCAACACUGGACCAAGUGGACAGGUUCUUCUUCUUCCUGCCCAGGGAGGCCAUUCAGAAGAUCCCUGCGGGGCUGAUGACCCUGGAGCGCAUCGAGAGGCUGUUCCUCAGCCAGCAGCAGUGGGAGGCGGGGGAGUUUGGCGCCCUCUGCGUGCAGAGCACGGAACAGUCCGAGCUGUUGAAGCUCUUCACCAAACGGCAGUUUGCGCUCCAGUUCUUCCUGGGGUUCCUGCGGACGGGGACGGCUCCGCGGGCAUCUCAGCCGAUGGUCCCCAGCUGUGAGAAUCUGCAUACUACGCAGCCGUCAGCCUGGAGUGUGGACAGCCUGAUGGCCAUGUCCUCGAACUCCUUCUCCAGCUGCCUCGAGCUCAUUGGCCAGGAUCCCUUUCUGACAUCAUACGAGCUGGGCUUGCUCCUCAGCAAAGUGAAGAAGAUAUACGGGCCAGCCUCUGCUUUCUCCCCCUCUGUGAUCGCCCAGCUGGGGCGAAUGGCCAGCCAGCUGACAGAUGGGGAGCUGGCCGUACUGAGGUUGUCUCACUUGAGCAUCGCUGCUCUGGGGUCCUUCAGCAGCUGGAACAGCAGACAGCUGUCAAUACUGUUCCUGUCUGUGCUGAACUCAACCAGGCAGACCCCCAGCCAGCUGGACUCCAGCACCAUGGUAGCUCUGGGUUACAUUGUCUGCGGGAUCAAAACCACUGACAUGCGGAACCUCAACGCCGUGGAGUUCAGUAAAGCAGUGCUGUGGCUUGGGCGUCUGAGGCUAAUAUGUUCAGAGGAACAGCUUCUGGUUCUGGUGGAGCUGCUGAGUCACAGUCUGGCCUUCGGGUCAAUCAGCUCCUGGGGCACGGAAAUCUUCAUAGAGAUUGGAGCGCUGGCAGCUGGUCUCCCAGACAUGGCCAUGUCUGCUUUGGUGAAGGACCAGAUUGAGGGGAUCACCCCUCUCGCAAUCUCCCUCAUCCCUGCCGACAAGUUUGCUGUGGUGUUUCACCAGGCCCAGAUCCGCAUGUUCUCGUACGAGCAGGCGGUCGCUGUGACCGAGGCCCAACGCGUCGCCCUGACCCCCGUGCAGCAGACGGCGCUGUCCAUGGUGCUGACCCCUUGGGAGAACAAACCCGUUGACUUUCGUGGAAGGUCAUCGGGAUUUGCUCUGCGUCCUGGUCCCUUUUCCCUACUAAUGGAACUGUUGAUGCUGAUGCUGCUAUUCUUUCACUCCUCAUUUUGAGUGACCCCCCCCCAGAACUCAUACCUCAACACCCUUACUCUGGGUUACCCCUUAAAAUAAAAAUAGAUCUAUAUUAAACUAAUUUCACAUGCUCAUUGAAUAACUUGACAUGAAGAGAAUAGUUAUUCAUUAAGUGGCACUUACUUUUUGCAGAAAGAGUAUUGUGGUGUUGGAGUUUAACCAAUGCACUGUGUAAUGAAUAAUACAACAGAUUCUGGCACUUAUGGAGACUACAAUAUAUAGUAAUAUAUUUUUAGUGCUGGAUGACCCACAUCAUAUUAUAUUUUUGAACUGAAAAUGAUUUUGUGCCCCCUUGGGUUUGGAGAAAACCCUCAGAUUUUUAUUUCAACAAUCACAGGAUAAAUUAUCUUUCAAAUAUAAUUGAUCAUUUUAAAUAAUAUAAUGUUCACAGUGUGUUGAGCUUUUCAAUGCUAUUUUGUGGAUUGUAAUAUUAUUGGUUUGAAUUGAAGAGUGAAGUGUGCUGGUAAGCCCUGAGGUUUCUCUGGAACCUACAAAUAAAUAAAUAUAUAAAAUCGAUUUAUGUUUUGCAGUCCUUGUUGCUAUGCUUAAUUUAAAACUUUCUAAAAACCAUUGCGGUCCGUGUCUCUGUAACAUUUACCUUGAUGGAAUGAAAAACUAUAGUCCUUUAUUUAUUGUAUUUAUUUUAUUUUUACAUUGUGUGAUAAAGGCUUGUAUAAACAAAAUUGCUGUGGUUUUUGUAUUGUUGUGCAGAGAUAGAUAAACUAUUAAUAAACAAUAUCAAAUA
Anguilla anguilla (European eel) is the source of this 7036-nucleotide messenger RNA. RefSeq names its product stereocilin 1 (gene strc1). Gene Ontology annotation, cellular component: kinocilium; cell surface; stereocilium tip. Gene Ontology annotation, biological process: cell-matrix adhesion. The transcript is spliced from 27 exons. The record is from RefSeq and is a predicted model, not a curated record. The coding region runs from base 82 to 6270 and encodes 2062 amino acids. Lineage: Eukaryota; Metazoa; Chordata; Actinopteri; Anguilliformes; Anguillidae.